AUAUUUAACACACCCACCCUCACUCUCACAUGCAGCAGACGGGAUCUGCGUCCCCGUGUCCCGCUUACACUCUACAGUCGUGUCUCCUGUUAAACCUCUGCCGUGUGUGUGUGUGUGUGUGUGUGUGCGCGCGCGCGCGCGUGGAGCAGAUGGGACAGAAGUGGAGGUUGGAUGAGACAGACGAGGACACUUACCGGGGACUUUCCAACUGAAGCACAUUUAAAUGUGGAGAGCUGCACUUUCUCCUCUUCAUGUUCUUCUUCUUCUUCUUCUUCUUCUUGCAGCUGAGGUUGUACGGUGACACCCAUGCGCGCGCUCGGACCUCCUGGACGCACGCGUUUCACUGAUCUUUUCCCCUCGCGCAUAUUGGAAUCUACUCCCUUGUUUGUGAAACAUCUGGAGCGCGACAGGAGCCCCGCGGAGAGGAGGAUGAUUCCUGCGCAAAGCGAGCGCUGACUCGAUCCCUGCUCUACCUGGACACUUGCGUGUGAUUCUGCGCCUCUGGAGGAAAGAAAACAAGCAGAAACCCGCGCGCACCGAGCGCUGAGCGGCUCUGAUGCUGAGAACACCAAAGCCGAACACUGAAUCCUUCCUCAAGACGGCAAGUGAAGAUGGUUCGUACGUGUUUAAUGUGUAUUUCGUCCGUGUGGCGUCCAGUCUGAUCAACAUCAUCAGCGAUGUAGUCAGCCUCUUCAUCUGCGUGCUCAUCAUCUGCAGCAAGUACUCGCAUCUGCUCAAGCGGGAGACCAUGAAGAUGAUCCUGCUGCGUAAGUUCCGCGUCCUGAUCCUCAUGGUGUUCCUCAUCGCCUGCUCCAUGCACAUCAUGAUAGACCUGCUGCCGAAGCUGGAGAGACACGGAGGCGGCGGAGGCGGCGGCGGCGGCUGCUCCUGCUCGAACACGCCGAGCGAGGAGCCCCAGAGCUGGGGGAAGCAGGGCUGGCCUAACAAGCACACGCUGCGGAUCCUCCAGGACUUCAGCAACGAGCCCAGCUCCAACGUUUCCUCCCACUCCCUGGAGAGGAUCCCGGGUGUUGGCGACAGAACGCAGGCGGUGAGAAGGCUGGAGCUGCAGCAGCAGCAGGGGCUGCGCGGUGACAGGAAGAGACAGUUCAUCCAGGACGCAGCUGUCACCAAGAACGUUCCCGUCAGAGGUUCAAGGUUGUUGUCGCUCUACGACCAUCCUUUAUAUAAAAGGUCUGUGCCUCCACUGACAGACGAGGACACGCUGUUCAACGUCAACACGGACAUCAGAUUUGACCCCAAAGCAGCAGAGGAUCAGUCAUGGACCGCAGAAGGCACCGUGGAUGAGUUCAGCCCCACAGGAGAGCUGACGGCCGAGUCUUAUCCAAACUGGCUCCGCUUCCACAUUGGGAUUAACCGAUACGAGCUGUACUCGCGACACAACCCGGUCAUCGAUGCCCUGCUCAAGGACCUGGUCAACCAGAGGAUCACCAGUGUGGCGAUGAAGUCUGGAGGAACUCAGCUGAAGCUCAUCAUGACCUUCCAGAACUACGGCCAGGCUCUGUUCAAACCCAUGAAACAAACACGGGAGCAGGAGACGCCGCCAGACUUCUUCUACUUCUCUGACUUUGAACGACACAACGCUGAGAUCGCUGCCUUCCACCUGGACAAGAUCCUGGACUUCCGCCGCGUCCCUCCCGUGGCCGGCAGGUUGGUCAACAUGACGAAGGAGAUCAGAGACGUCACGCGGGACAAAAAGCUGUGGAGGACGUUCUUCAUUUCACCAGCCAACAACGUGUGUUUCUAUGGCGAGUGUUCCUACUACUGCUCCACUGAACACGCUCUGUGUGGGAAACCGGACCAGAUCGAAGGAUCCCUCGCCGCCUUCCUCCCCGACCUGGCCCUCGCUAAACGCAAGACCUGGAGGAACCCGUGGAGACGCUCGUACCACAAGCGCAAGAAGGCCGAAUGGGAGGUCGACCCGGAUUAUUGUGAGGAAGUCAAACAGACUCCGCCUUACGACAGUGGGAGGAGACUUCUGGACGUCAUGGACAUGACCAUCUUUGACUUCCUCAUGGGAAACAUGGAUCGACAUCAUUAUGAGACGUUUGAAAAGUUUGGAAACGAGACUUUCAUCAUCCACCUGGACAACGGCCGCGGAUUUGGAAAACACUCCCAUGACGAGAUGUCCAUCCUGGUGCCACUGACUCAGUGCUGCAGGGUUAGGAAGUCUACACACUUGCGUCUGCAGCUGCUGGCGAAGGAAGAGUACAAGCUGUCCACACUCAUGGCAGAAUCCCUGGUGAGGGACCGACUCAGUCCCAUCCUCAUCCAGCCGCACCUGGACGCCAUGGACCGACGGCUACGCCAGGCGCUGAAAGUGCUGUCAGAGUGCAUUGACAAGGAGGGCUACGGUUACGUGGUGGAGGACGACCUCCAGCCCACGCGAGGGACAGACCACGCCCCCAGGAGGAGGUAGCUGUCUGCGGCCGCUGGCAGCUGGACUCAAGUGAAUUCUUGGCAGAUGGGAGAGACAGGACUGAGCCGGUCCAGACGUUUGCGUCUGAGCUUCACAGAGGACGCUCACCUGCCCGAGACAAAGAAAUAAGAAGACGCUGCCUGGAAGCGGACGCCUGCUGGAUCGGACUGGAACUGUGUUUUGUGUAGGGACUUAAAAUCUGCACCGAAUCUCAAGACGCAGGUGAUGUGACUUUUCUGGAGGAAUCUGGGACCAGGAACUGGACUAAACCACUGCACAAAAAUCACAUAGACUCCUUAGUGUAGGAUUAGUCUCACCACCACUGACCCACCACAGCAUUACCAAACCUGUCUCACAAGAGACGCCUUCUCUCUCUCCGUCUCUCUCGUGUCUCGUUCAGGGUCCCCUUUUUGAAUUCAGUGAAUUCAGAGGGAGACGUGUGAAGACUCACUCAUGUGUUUAUUCGUAUUUGUUAGUGACUCGAGUGUUUUUGGUUGAACGUCCGCCAUCGUGGUGGUGGAGGUGGAGGAGGAAGUGGAGACAUGACUUCCUGUUUUAAAAUGGUCUUUGUUCGUUUUGCUGCAGAAUGUUUUAUUGGUUAUUGUUGAUGUUUUUUUAAAUAAAUGUUUUUGUUUUUAAGCUCUUGUCAUCGAUGCACUGAAAAAGGAAUGCGGCCGACAAACUUAUACUUUGGUUGAUUAAGUUCAUUUAAAUGAACUUAACCAAUAAAAGUAUUAUUUUUAGGUGAUUUAAGUGUCGACCAUUUUCUUUUUUCAUUGUCAUCAAAGUGGAGAUUAUUUUUGAUUGGAGUGCAGGUUUACUCUUGGAUUUGAAUUUGGGUUUUUUUCUCCCCCACAAAUGUCUUUGAGAGGGUAUUUAUUAAAUAAAUGUAUUUAUUGUUUGCGAUGAAUACAACACACAUCACAGGUGUUGUACCUCUUCAUUUUGUCCACAAGAGGGCAAACUGAGCAUGUGCAAAAAUGCAGCUGCAACAAGGUCUGUUGGUGUUUUUCUCAAAGUCAAGGAUCCUGGUUCCAAAGAGACCAAAGCAUUCUGGGAAUGAGAAUUUAGGAGUGUAUUUCUUUAAUUCAACUUUAAUUAAGUUCACUUUCAGAGAAAACUCUCAGAAACGGAGAGUUUUUUCAACAAUAAAUAAGGAACAACUG
Molecule: messenger RNA, 3606 nt
Organism: Solea senegalensis (Senegalese sole)
Lineage: Eukaryota; Metazoa; Chordata; Actinopteri; Pleuronectiformes; Soleidae
Gene: fam20cb
Product: FAM20C golgi associated secretory pathway kinase b
Biological process (GO): protein phosphorylation
Cellular component (GO): Golgi apparatus
Molecular function (GO): protein serine/threonine kinase activity
Source: RefSeq, a predicted model, not a curated record